UGUACUAUACAGUUUAUCUCUUAUUUUGUUUCCCAAGUUUCACAUGGAGGAUUCUGAAGAACUUUGACAGAGCAUCAGCUUAACCAAGCUACACAGACAUGGCCUCGCCAGCCAAACAAGACCAGCGAGUCUCCAGAAAAAGGGUGGCUGUUGUUGGCGCUGGUGUCAGUGGGCUCGCUGCAGCCUACAAAUUGAAAUCGCAUGGCUUCAGUGUUACGGUGCUUGAAGCAGAUGGAAGAGCUGGAGGAAAGCUAAGAAGCGUCUCAUACAAUGGACUUAUCUGGGAUGAAGGAGCCAAUACAAUGACUGAAAGUGAACCAGAGGUCCAGUGCUUAUUUGAUGAUCUUGGACUUCGAGAGAAACAACAAUUUCCAAUUUCUCAAAGCAAACGAUACAUAGUGAGGAAUGGUCUGCCAGUACUGGUGCCUACAGAUCCCAUUGCACUGAUUAAGAGCAACAUUCUAUCUACAAAGUCAAAGGUUUGUUUCUACCUGACAAUCGAGUUUCAGAUAAUUUUGGAGCCAUUUUUGUGGAAAAAGUAUAGUACAUCAAAAGUAUCAGAGGAUGAUACUGACGAAAGUGUGGGUGGGUUCUUUCAGCGUCAUUUUGGAAAAGAGGUUGUUGACUAUCUAAUUGAUCCUAUUGUUGCUGGUACAAGUGCUGGAGAUCCCGACUCUCUUUCUAUGAGUCAUUCAUUUCCGGAGCUGUGGAAUAUAGAGAAAAGGUUUGGUUCUAUUUUAUCUGGAUUAGUGCAGUCGAAAUUGUCUACCAAAAAGGAGAAUAGUGGAGUGAGAAAUGGUACUACAGGAAAAAGGAAACCUACUCGUGGUUCAUUUUCCUUUCAGAAUGGAAUGCAGACGCUCACUGAUACGCUAAGCAAAGAGCUCGGUGAAGAUGUGCUUAAGUUAAGAUCAGAAGUUUUGUCAUUAUCUUACAAUGCUGGGAAGUCCGCCUCACAAAAUUGGUCACUCACUUAUUCUAGUGACCGGAAUUCUAAGAAUUUAAUUGCUGACGCUGAUGCUGUAAUCAUGACGGCUCCUGUUUGCAAUGUCAGAGAAAUGAAGUUUAUGAAAGGAGGAAUUCCAUUUCCGCUAAAUUUUCUUCCUGAGGUGGCUUACUUGCCUUUGUCAGUCAUGAUAACUACCUUCAGAAAGGAAAGUGUUAAGCGACCACUGGAGGGAUUUGGAGUUCUUGUACCUUCCUUAGAGCAACAAAAUGGUCUAAGAACCCUUGGUACACUCUUUUCCUCCAUGAUGUUUCCAAAUCGUGCAUCAAAUGAUGAGUAUCUGUAUACUACUUUUAUUGGAGGGAGUCGAAACAGGGAGCUUGCAAAGUCAUCAACGGAUGAGCUGAAGCAAAUUGUUACAUCGGAUCUCAGACAGCUGUUGGGAGUUGAAGGGGAGCCCACUUUUGUCAACCAUUUCUACUGGAGCAAAGCAUUUCCCUUAUAUGGGCGUAACUAUGAUUCAGUUGUGAAGGCAAUUGAAACAAUGGAAAAAAGUCUUCCUGGCUUCUUUUAUGCAGGUAACCACAGGGAUGGUUUGUCUGUUGGAAAAUCUAUAGCCUCCGGAUGCAAAGCUGCUGAUCUUGUUAUUUCUUAUCUGGAGUCUUCUACUCAUCAGCCGUGUGCUGAACAACAAGAGUUGAAAAAAUGAAAGUGCAUCCUUGUUACAUAGGACUCUCAAACUGUUGGAAGAAUCAGCUUCCAGCAUCCAUUAUCUGUCAAGUAAUUUUUUGAUCAUUGCUUUUAGUAGUUGUAUGACUUAUAACAUCAACUUCCCCAAGUUGCUAUGAAAAUAAAUCUUCUGGACUGGAAUGCUGUAUUGUAAUUUUCGUAUUCUGCACAGAGAAAAAUAAAAUUACUAUAUAUUUGUCCUCCAA
Molecule: messenger RNA, 1881 nt
Organism: Cucurbita moschata (crookneck pumpkin)
Lineage: Eukaryota; Viridiplantae; Streptophyta; Magnoliopsida; Cucurbitales; Cucurbitaceae
Product: protoporphyrinogen oxidase, chloroplastic/mitochondrial
Exons: 19
Coding region: 99-1655 (518 amino acids)
Biological process (GO): heme biosynthetic process
Cellular component (GO): mitochondrial inner membrane
Molecular function (GO): protoporphyrinogen oxidase activity, oxygen as acceptor
Source: RefSeq, a predicted model, not a curated record